AUGAGCAUGAAUAAUUGUACUAAUAGUAUGCUAUUAGUAUUAUUAGUACUGCUUUUAGUUGUAGUUAACAAUAGCAGUAAUAAUAGAGUAGAAGCACAAUUGCAACCCACAGCAUCAUACAACAAACAAAAUUAUGUGUCAAUGUUGAUGUACCCAUUCUCAGAGUGUAGUUCAGUGCAAGGUGAAACACCUGAAAAGGUUGUAUCAUUCUUGCCUGGAGAAUGCUACGUCUAUGGUACAAAAAGUGCAAUGAUGGUAUUUGAAGCAACCGUGUCUAAAUACUUUUACAUUGUCUAUACAACUACAAGUUGUACCAAUCUAGAAUCCAACAGUACAGUCUCUUUUACAGGAUGUAAUUACAAUGCAGUUGUUAAAAAGUAUUUAGAGUUUAAACUUGGUCCUCCUCAAAUACCUCCAACUAACACUGACUAUCUCUAUUAUGAGAAAUUCCCUAUUUCAACAUUAACAUGUUCUGUAACAAGUACUAUAACAUCAACAUUUGCAAGAGUUGUAGUUGAAAAGAAUACAUGUUUGUCAAAUGAUGUUGGAGGAUCAUUCAAGCCAUUAAGUGGAGACUCUAAUUCAAUCCAGAUAAAUAAUCAAGUAGAUGUGUCUUGUGCAAAUCUGUCACCUACCUCUACAUACUCUCCAAACUGUCCGACUGUUGUAGACGGCUAUCGCGUUGCCAAUGCUUUUGCUACCCUAGGUCCUAUACUGUCACCAUCCAUAAUAGUCACAGUGAUUCAUUAUGGCACCAUUCAAAUAUCGAGUGUCUAUUAUGCUUCAGUGCAAUUUGCAUCGGUUGACACUUGGUUCACUAUUUGUACAAUCGAGUUGUGUCAACCACUCAACACCCAAAUAUACAAAACAACGGGCGUUGCCAUGAUCAUCAAUCAAAUACCAUACACUGGAAACUUGACUAUCUAUGCCAACCCUUUUGGAGCAGACUAUAUAUUAAAUGCAACAAUGGUUUCAUUAAAAUCAAAUUCAUUUAUACUUCCAUCAACACCAAUAAUUGAUAGUAUUAUUUUAAAUUCUAAAACGACUAGUUCAUUAAAUAUUAGUUAUGUUGUAUCGGGUGGAUAUGAUCCACCAAAUGCCAAUACUUAUGUUGUGUUUGGAUCUUUGGGACCUGGAAGAUACAAUUAUCCCGAGUGUCAGUAUACCACUACUUGUAUCAUGAAUGACUUGCCAGUGGGAGCUAUAAUCUCUGUGUCUGUUGGAGUUACCAACCGUGGUCAAAGUUCAACAAAUAUACAACCAUUUACAUUGCUACCUCCAAUUGACAUAGCAAGCUUUAAAACCACACCACUUUACAACUCUAUCAAUGUGUCUUGGGUAAUCGAUCCACCUGGUUACGGUGUAACCGCCGUCCUUGUCAAUGUAUCACAAACAACCUCUAGUAAUUUCACUUUCCAUUCCUUCACUGACAAAAACAUCACUUGGUUUGAAUUUCCAGUUGGUCAAAAUCCCGACAAUUAUACUUUUCAUUUAACAGCUAUAAAUGAUGGUACAACUAAAUCUACCUCUUCUACAUUUCAAUGGCUUGGUUCAUUAUUUGUAAGUAAUACAAAAAUAAUGUCUUCUCUUACAAAGAGUGUUGUUUUUACAUUUACAUUGUCUGGAGAUAAUGGUCCUGUGCUUUUAAAUUUUACGCUAAAUCAUGAAAUUCUUCAUACAGGGGUUCCUUAUACCGAAGGGUCUGGAUAUACAAUUGGCGUGCCAUCUGGAACAACAUCGACCGUUGGUUUUAUUGCUUACGAUAACGUUGGUCGUGUGUCCAACACUGUAUAUCUCAACGUGACAACCUAUCCAGUCAUCUCGAAUAUCUCAAUGCAGGUUCUUCAAGCAUACGACCUCUUGACUGUCAAUGAUCCAAAUGAUUGGUAUCUUUUAGUGACAACACUGUCGAGUGGAGGUGUACCAGGUGAUUCUACAUAUGCAUACUCGACUCCUAUCGUAUCACAAUCGACCAGCAAACAGGGCAACUCAAUCACCUAUUACAUGCCAACCUUUAUCACCACUAUCCCUCAACCAAUGACCAUUACACUUGAAAAUGAUCAAACAACAUUAUCUCUUAAUACUGAAAUUACCCUUUAUUAUUUUCCAACGAUAAAUUCAACCAAUUCAACAAGUGAUUAUGAAUCAAUUUAUUUGACAUGGAUUAGUGAUGGUGGAAUGCCAGGUAAUAUUACAUAUCAAGUAUCAGUCUCUAAUCCAAAAUCAUCUAUUCAAGUACCGUUGGUUUGGUGUUUAGGUUCAAACAUUAGUUCAUGUCUCAUCACUGGAUUGACUUCAAAUACUGAAUAUUCUGUGGAUAUUAAAAUGUCAUCUGUUCAAUUCUUACCAAUCAACAAAACUAUUUUAGUUUCAACUUUACAAUAUCCAAAUAAUUAUACAUGUAUUGAUCGUCAAGGAAUGAGUAAUAAAAUUGAAUGUAAUGGAUUUGGUGAAUAUUUAACAACUCUCAACUGGACAAUGACAAAUCAAACCAAUCAACCAACCAACAUAUCACCUUUGAUUUUACUUAAUAAUUGGAUUUAUUCAACAUAUAGUCGUUCAAAAGAUUCAACCUAUAGAGCAAUUAAAAUUACAUUUUUACAAUAUGUACAACAACAAGAAGAGGAGGAAGCAACUAUAAAAGACAUUCCAGUUACAUUUGCAGGUCAAUUAUUUUAUGUUGCAGUUGGAUCGAUUAAAUAUACAAUUGAUAUUGAAGGUUGGAAUUUCAAUAGUCAAUUAAAUACUCUUGAAUUGGUUACAAAUAUCACUCAACCAUACAACGAUAAAUGUGGAAAAGAAGAUCCCAUCAACGAUAUGGUAUCAACCAACUCUACAGAAUUCACUUCAUUUUUAAUUGGAAAUGAUCAAUUGGUUUUAGGCAAAUUAAUCAAUCGUGCAUUAUUGGAUGAUAUUCCUCGAAAGGUAUCAAAUCGAAUAGUAUCAGUUGUGUUAUCAGAUUCAGACUCAUCUUCAUCCUCCUCUUCUGAAUCUCAACAACAAAUGUUAUAUAGUAUUAUUACAUCUAUACCAUACUUUAAUCUUAAUGCUGUAUUUGAUCCAGAUCUUCAAUUGUUGAUCAAUGUCGAUGCUAUUGACCAAUGUUUGUCAUCACCAUCAAACUCAUGGAAGAUUGUUGUUGGUGUAGUAGUUGGUUUUGCUGCUGUGGUUGCAGUCUCUGUAGCCACUAUUAUUUAUAAAAUCAAAAUGAAUACUCGAAAGCAGUACAAUGUCCGUUUACAAGAAAGAUUUCAAGAAAUAAAUAAUAAUAAUUAA
Messenger RNA from Cavenderia fasciculata, 3276 nucleotides. RefSeq lists its product as uncharacterized. The record is from RefSeq and is a predicted model, not a curated record. The transcript has 7 exons. The coding region runs from base 1 to 3276 and encodes 1091 amino acids. Lineage: Eukaryota; Evosea; Eumycetozoa; Acytosteliales; Cavenderiaceae. Gene Ontology annotation, molecular function: protein binding. Gene Ontology annotation, biological process: sexual reproduction.